AUGAAGUCUAGUGAAACACCUGUUGUUAAUAAUUCCGAACAAAACUAUGGUGAAAGUUUAACCUACGACCCAGAGUUUAAAGGACCAGUAAAAAACAGAUAUUGUACAGAUAUCCUUUGUCUUUUCUUUUUCGUCGCAUUCAUUGCAGGAUGGAUCGUUGUUGGAUAUUUUGCUUUUCGGGAAGGAGACCCCAGAGUUUUGCUGUACCCGACCGAUUCUGAAGGGAAUAUGUGUGGCAUUGGAAAGUUACAGAACAAAUCUUUUCUUUUCUACUUUGACUUAAUGAAAUGUGCCAACCCAUCAGUUUUAAUAAAUGGUUGUCCUACCCCACAGGUUUGUGUUGAACAAUGCCCAAAUGAAACCUUUUUGGCACAUCCUAAUGAUCCUCAACUGGAAUUGAAGAAACCAAAAUUUAUCUGCAAGUAUGAUGCCAGAACAGAUCUAAAGAGUGCAAUUGAUUUAGUAAAAGAUGAAGACUGUGCUAUGUUAUAUCUCAAGAGUACUUCAGUGGAAGCAACACAUUUUGCAGAAGAUUUGCCUCAUGGCAUGAGAGAUAUUUUUGUUGGACGAUGUGUUCCUGAGAUUUUCUUAAAAGCUGUUCCUGAUCAACCCCUCAGAGAUGAAUUUAACCGAACAAUAUCUGAAGAAAUAACUACUGCGGAAGUUAAAAAAGCAGUGGGCUUUUUGGCGAGAUUUUUAAGUGUACAAGAAGUUGGAGAAAAGUUAUUUUAUGAUUUUAAGCUUAGCUGGUACUUUAUUGUAAUUGGCUUACUUUUUGCCAUGCUGGUAUCACUCGUUUGGAUUGUCUUGAUGCGAUGGAUAGCUGGACCCAUGAUUUGGUUGAGCAUCGUUAUUGUUCUUGGCUUCAGUGCAUUUGCUUGUUACUACAGCACAACUAGAUAUAUUGCACUGAAAGAUGACCCAGCAGCAGGAGGGAAGUUUCAGAUAACUCUAAACCUUAAAAGUUAUUUGGCCAAGAAAAACACAUGGCUUGCUUUUGCAAUUAUAACAGGAGCUGUGUUUACUAUAUUCCUUUUGAUAUUGUGUUUCUUGCGAAAACGCAUUCUGAUUGCGAUCGCACUCAUCAAGGAAGCAAGCAGGGCUGUGGGAUCUAUGUUUACAGCCUUGUUGUUUCCAGUGAUUCCUUAUUUAUUUAUGUCGGUGUUCAUUGCUUUUUGGAUUGCAGUGGCUUUAUAUAUUGCUUCUUCUGGAAAAGCUUCUUUUAUUAUUGCUGAUGCUCCUGAGGGAUCAGGUGUUGAAAAUGGAACCAUAUGCAACCCAAGCAAGUUCAUAAACAAUGCCACUACAGAAGGCAUGAAAUGUUUAUUUCAAACCUAUGGAUUGAAAGACAAUUUAUUUUCUGCUCAUGUGUAUAAUACUUUUGGCUUAUUUUGGGGAUUGUUUUUCUCGAUUGGUUUGGGCCAAGUGUCGCUUGCUGGAGCCUUUGCCUCGUAUUAUUGGACCCAGGAUAAGAAAAAUGUCAGCAGUUUUUCGUGGGUUGUUGGCUUCUAUCGGUGCAUGCGCUAUCACAUGGGUUCUGUGGCUUUUGGAUCUUUGAUCAUUGCUGUUGUCAGAAUGAUACGUGUUAUGUUAGAAUAUGUCGAUCAGAAAUGCAAGAAAUAUGACAACCAAUUCACUAAAGUCAUUCUCUGGUGCAUGAAAUGCUGCUUUUGGUGUUUAGAGAAAUUUUUGAGAUUUAUAAGCAAGAAUGCUUAUAUAAUGAUUGCUGUUUAUGGGAAAAAUUUCUGCGUCUCAGCUAAGCGUGCCUUUAUGCUGUUAAUGAGAAAUGUUGUUCGAGUUGUGGUUUUGGACAAAAUAACGGAUUUUCUGCUAUUUAUUGGAAAACUUGUCGUUGUUGCAUUCACAGCCACUAUUUCAUUUUACUUGUUUGCCACUGAACAAAAAAUUUACAAAGGAAUUCCUUCUCUAAACUUCAACCUGCUUCCACCUAUAUUUAUCACUCUUGGCUCAUACCUAAUUGCAUCUGCAUUUUUUAAUGUUUAUGGAAUGGCUGUUGAUACCCUUUUCCUAUGCUUCUUGGAGGAUUGCGAAAGAAAUGAUGGCAGCCCAGAAAAACCUUAUUACAUGUCGAAAGAACUGAUGAAGAUAUUGGACAAGAGGAAUAAGUUCAGAGACCCAAAGAGCUCUCCUUGAGCUGAGGAAGGCAAAAGAACCAUCCAAAGAGCAUCCUGUUCGAGCCACUCAUACAAUAAUGCAUACAUUUUCCUAUUUAUAUCCAAUGGCGGUAGUUUAGUCGAGAGAUUUUCGCAAUACCAUUAACUUUAUUUCUUUUACUUCAUACAUAUUUUGAUAUACUUUAUUGUGAUUGUACAUAUGCUUAAAACAUGAGUUUGACGUCUUUUACUUUUUUUAAAUUUUGUGAUUGAAUUCUUUUCCCGCAUGUUCCCAAGACGUUUUAGUAAACAGUUAGAAAAUUGUUUUUAAGAAUCUCAAGUACUCCAUUUGCAUCCAUUCCCCCUCUCAUUACUUAAAAUGUUAAUUUUGAAUAUAUGCUUACAUAAAAAAUAGCAUGAUUUAAUUGCGAGAUAUAUAAAUAUUUUUUUUUAUAUUUAAUGAAAAUCAUGUCACCAAUAUGUUUCGUAAACAUAUAAAAUGAAGCAAAUUGAAACAAACUUGCAAAUAGGGGCGAAAGUUUUCAGUCUUUCGACGGAUUUCCAUCUUUUAAAAAUAAUUCAAAGCUGAGUGAGAUGGUUCAAGACCAGAGCAAUCAGUAAACAAGAUAAUUCUGGUAAGUUGAAAUAGCUUGGAUUUUUUAUUCAAUUUGUAUUUUAUUUAAAAGAAAACUGCUACUCAUUACCUAAUAAUGGAAAAUGAAUUAUGUUUAAAUUAAUUUAAAACAAAGUUUUGAAAAAUUUUAUAAUUUUAUUUCUAACAAAACACCACAUUCUUCGGUGUAUUUAUAUAUUUUUUAUUUUUGAGCACUUUUAAAGAAAAUAUGGUUUUUUGAGUAUAAAAUGCUGUAUUUAAACCUUUUACUUUCUUAAAAACUAAAUUUUAGACACACCCACUAGUUUUUUAAAAAGGUUUUCAUCCUUAUAAUGAAUUUUUCAAACUUUCACCCCUGCUUACAAAUUUGCUCAAUGCUUCAGAUUAUCUUGCAACUAUGUCUCGGUUUCAUUAACGGAAAUAUGUGAUAUGUAUUAUACACUUUUUUAUUUGUAAUAUAUCCAUGUGUUCAUUUGCACCCGACCUCAAAUAACACUUUGACGAGAGCAGAUCUAAUAUUAUAAAUGAAUUGUACAAAGACGAACAAAUAGUUUUGAUUAAGAAGUUCUCUGCUUUUUAUCGCACAAAAUGUUUUAAAUCUCUAGAAUAAGAGAGAUUUCUCCUAAACCUGAAAUUGUGCUCUAUUUCUCACAUUUCUUCUCACAAAGUGAUAACGCAGUGCAGCUACCAGAGGCCUUAACUUAGCAAGUUUAUUAAUUGUACUGCCAGUUGUGAAGCACAAUUUUCGUAUGAUUAAUAUUUUCUUUAAUAUUUAGCAACGCUGUGCUUUUGCACAAUUUUUUGCGACUGCACAAGCUAUAAAACUUUCUAUUAUAGCAAGCUAUUUAAAUUUUGUACGUAUUUUGCUAUAGGAUUUUUGUAUAUAAUGCACUAAGCGUUCACUGCUGUGUCAGAACAAUACAUGCAUUAGAUUUUAUAAGCAUUCAUGCUUUAAAAGCUUUAUACAUAUAUAUACGUACAUUUUGAAGCUGUUGAGUGUUGCUAAUUUACAGAUUUUUAUAUUUGAAAUGCAAUGAAAUUUUUAACUGUAGCUUAUGUUUCUAGUUUUAUUAGCUUUUUUAAUGCAUUUUCUAUAUUACCUUUAUAAAGAUGCCAAAUAUUUAUUGAGUACAACAUACGGGUGAUUAUAAGUAGAUUGGUUUUAUUCUAGAGUAUUUAUAGUCUCAAUGAAAGUUUACUUUAAAAUGUACGAAAAUACUUAUUUUAAAUAUUUUAAUAAUUCAUACUUUUGCUUGUGAAAAGAUAAGUGAUUUUCAUUGAACUGUAACACAACUUUAAUUGAGAGAACUUGUUUUGUAUAUAAAUAGUUUAUGGCAUUGAACAUUUCAGUAUUAUUUUUUAUUCCAUAUUUCAAAUAUUCGGAUAUUGAUGUUUGUAACCUUAAACUGUUGACUCUAGUGUAGAAAUAAAGUUUUCUAUUACUAGUGUUUAA
Molecule: messenger RNA, 4180 nt
Organism: Uloborus diversus
Lineage: Eukaryota; Metazoa; Arthropoda; Arachnida; Araneae; Uloboridae
Product: choline transporter-like protein 2
Exons: 23
Coding region: 1-2154 (717 amino acids)
Biological process (GO): transmembrane transport
Cellular component (GO): membrane
Molecular function (GO): transmembrane transporter activity
Source: RefSeq, a predicted model, not a curated record